This is a messenger RNA of Bipolaris oryzae ATCC 44560, 318 nucleotides long. RefSeq lists its product as uncharacterized. The record is from RefSeq and is a predicted model, not a curated record. The transcript has a single exon. Lineage: Eukaryota; Fungi; Ascomycota; Dothideomycetes; Pleosporales; Pleosporaceae. The coding region runs from base 1 to 318 and encodes 105 amino acids.
AUGCACGUCACUAUCACUCUAAUUUCGCUCCUUGCAUCUGUGGCGAGCAUUUUUGCAGCUCCUAUACCUACGCAACAGGUAGCUCGAACUGUGCCUGAUAUCAGCGAAGUGGCCCGAAACCCGGCACCUAUCGAUAACAGAAUUCACUGGGAAGACGGCAAACCUUCGCUUGGUGACACUGGGAACGUCUCGUGGGAGGAUUUUAGAAAACUCAAAGAGCUUAUACACCAUUUAUCGGCAGAAGGAGAAACCUCGAAUACCGGCGCGAUUGGGGAAGUCGAGACUUUUGUUAAAGACCAUGUCAAGUUUCAUUCAUGA